Messenger RNA from Anarrhichthys ocellatus (wolf-eel), 3216 nucleotides. RefSeq names its product cyclin C (gene ccnc). Gene Ontology annotation, molecular function: cyclin-dependent protein serine/threonine kinase regulator activity. Lineage: Eukaryota; Metazoa; Chordata; Actinopteri; Perciformes; Anarhichadidae. The coding region runs from base 113 to 964 and encodes 283 amino acids. The record is from RefSeq and is a predicted model, not a curated record. The transcript is spliced from 12 exons. Gene Ontology annotation, biological process: regulation of transcription by RNA polymerase II.
UCACCCCAGUGUCUGCUAGGCACAACAACAUUGCCUCUGCUGUUCGCUUCUUUCUAGGAAAGAAGUUGUAUCAUUAAAAAAAAGUGUCCUUCUCUACCUCAACAGCUACGACAUGGCGGGAAACUUCUGGCAAAGUUCUCAUUAUCUGCAGUGGGUUCUGGACAAGCAGGACCUGAUGAAGGAGCGCCAGAAGGAUCUGAAGUUCCUCUCAGAAGAGGAGUACUGGAAGCUGCAGAUAUUCUUUGCUAAUGUGAUCCAGGCUUUGGGGGAACACCUGAAGCUGCGGCAGCAGGUUAUUGCCACUGCAACCGUUUACUUCAAACGCUUCUACGCCAGGUAUUCCCUGAAAAGUAUAGAUCCAGUGCUCAUGGCGCCUACCUGUGUUUUCUUGGCUUCUAAAGUUGAGGAAUUUGGAGUUGUGUCCAAUACCCGGCUAAUCUCUGCAGCAACGUCUGUGUUGAAAACCAGGUUUUCCUAUGCCUUUCCAAAGGAGUUCCCUUACAGAAUGAAUCAUAUAUUAGAAUGUGAGUUCUACCUUCUGGAGUUGAUGGACUGCUGCCUGAUAGUGUACCACCCCUACAGACCACUGCUUCAGUAUGUGCAGGAUAUGGGACAGGAAGACAUGCUGCUGCCCCUGGCCUGGCGAAUAGUGAACGACACAUACAGGACGGAUCUGUGUCUGCUCUACCCUCCCUUCAUGAUUGCCUUGGCCUGUCUGCACGUUGCCUGUGUGGUACAGCAGAAGGAUGCCAGGCAGUGGUUUGCAGAGCUCUCUGUUGACAUGGACAAAAUCCUGGAGAUCAUCCGUGUCAUUCUGAAGCUCUAUGACCAGUGGAAGAAUUUUGAUGACAGAAAGGAGAUCGCUGCCGUGCUAAACAAGAUGCCGAAGCCCAAACCUCCUCCAAACAGUGAGAGUGACCAAAGCUCCAAUGGGAACCAAAGCAACUCCUACAGCCAGUCCUAGCGUCUCUUUCUGUGGGAAUCCAUAAUGCUGAUGUAGAGAAGGGGGAAACUUUUAAAUGUCACACAGCACGACCGCUGUGACAAAAAAUUAAAAAAACACGUUUCAGCCAACCCGAGAUGCCCCUUCUUCAUCUUUGACCAACAAACUGAGAGCCACGUCUUCACUCUUCCCUUCCAUGAAAAUAUUGGAUUGAGCGAGUAGCCACUGAAAUAUCUCGAGGAGGCUCUGAGCUCUGCUCCGGACUUGAAAACUUAAAACUGAGGAACAUUUAAAGGUAAAAGGGGGGGGGGGGGGCUGUGAAUGUGGCAAAAACAUGAUAGACCAGAUGUGAUGGUUCAGAAGAAACCUGCUUUAAUAUCAUUGUGAUGAUCCUGACAAUCUUGAACAUCCCCGAGGAGCGACUCCUUUCACGUGGCGCUCCGUGGGAUUCGAGAAAACUUGAUCACAAGUACUGUGUGUGUGUGUGUGUGUGUGUGUGUGUGUGUGUGUGUGUGUGCGUGUGCGUGUGUGUGUGUGUGUGCGCGUGCGUGUACACGAUGUGAGUGGCCAGUCUGGGUGGGUUUUCAUUCCUCAGGGAUUUUAGUAGUCUUCUCUGUAAAAUGAUUGGAUCCUGUGCAGAUCUGAUUGGAUACCACCCUGUUGCAGCUGUGAUGUGAUUGGACACCCUGCCCUGUCAGGUGUCUGCUGGUUGAUCUUGAACCAUGGCAGGAAGAAUCCCACGUGAGGCACCUCGUUAUUGUAGAAAUGAAUUCUUUGAAUACAAUGAUUUACUGUUUUGAAUCAUAACAACUGCGCCUCGUCCAUCCCCUCCCUCCCUUCCUCCCUUUUGUAAAUAGCCUUAUAACUCUUAUUCCUUUCAUCUUUUCCUUUUUCAUCUUUUGGAAACGUAAAUGGAAAUCAUGAGCCGGUUUAGCUUUGUGCUAGUGCGUCAAAUAUAAGGGCCCUUUGUUUCCUUCACCAUCAUGAUUCUGUUGCAAAGCUUAUUCUUAAUUUUCAUCUAUUAUGCUUUAGUUGUAGAAUGAGUUGCCUAAAGCUAUGUUUAGUACAUUUUUUCUGUUUUUAAUUUGUCAAGAAAUGAUUUUUUUUUGUUUUUGGGCCAAAACGCAAAUUACAAUCGUUCUAGAUUUGUUGCAAACUUUUGGUUGUACAUUCUUAUUUUAAAUCUACCAUCUUCCAUCUAUUCAAUUGCUUUCUUGUGGCAAUAUAUUUGUGCAUAUACCUGUAUGUGUCUCUAUAUCGUUGUGACGUAAUGCAGUGGGAGCUGUGUGUGGCUGUACUCAAAACAAGGUGCUUGAAAAGCCGCACAGAAUGAGAGCUGCUGGUUACAGAGAACAUCGUGAAAGCACAUUGUCCCCGUUCAGGCCAGCUGGAAAAUGCAUUUUUUGGGUUGAAUGUUGUUGCAUUGCUCGGAUGCAUCUUCAAUUGUUUUUCCCCUUGAUGGUUUCCUGAAUGUCUUAUUGUCACUGUUGGAAAAACAACUGAAACGGUACAGAAACAUGGUGUUAAAUGCCACUAGCCCUUCACUUUCACACACUGAGACAAGGAGACAAGACAGAGAAGCCACUGAGGCCACUAUGAUGCAGCUUUGUUCUGCUUUGCCGUCUGACAUUUUCCUUCAGCGGCCUCCAUCUGUUACACGACAUUACUGGGGUUGAAAAUGUAAAGGGCUUCACCACGCCUAAAUAAUCCUACUAGUUCUGGUAAAAACACAUUUUCCCCAAAUUGUUUUAUUACUUGAAAGUCUGUUUAUUCAUUUUGGAGGAUCAUUUAUGGUAAUAAAAAUGUAUGAUGUGUAUAACAAAGAGGUUCACUGCUGUUAUUCAAGCUGGUCUUUGGGGGAAUCUUCCUGCAUGUUAUGAAAGUCUCAUUCAGCCCCAUUACCUAACCUCAAUGUCACUUCAACAUAAUGGCUGUGGUAGGACCCCUAGUGGCAACAACAAAGAAUACCUAACAUAUUCAAUAUCAGUUAUGACAUUUCAGAAAAGUAUAUGUUUAAUAACAGAGAGGUUGGAGUUGAAGUAUAGGCAAAGUCCACACAAUACAUUAUCCAGUUUCCCCUGUUUGUGGUUAAGAAGAUGUGAGUUAAUUGACUUCAUGGCAUCAGAGGAUGUAUUUACCUGUAGUUGCCUCCAGGAGAUGAUGGUACCAUGGGGUACAUUCAGUACCCGUGACGUCACACUAGGUGCGUGAAGUCAGCAGAGAGAAACAUUACGGAAAGCUGCAGCAUUUCAAAAUAAAAUCAUAGGAUUUCA